GUUGUCAUGGAUACCAGAUUUUAUUGGUUCCAAUCGUUUUGGUUCCAAUCUUCUAGCGUUUGCAUUGUAUCCGUUGCAUGCUAUUUUGUUAGUGGUGCCUCCUAUAACGAUUCAAAAAGUUUUAGUGUGAACCACAUCUGAGGUGCUAAAGAGGAUACGACUUCAAAACAAAACAAAAUGUCAAGUUCAUCUCCAACCAUCUCAUUAAAAGAAAAUUCAGAGUUUUCUGAUAGUGAAGAGUUGCUCUUGUGUGCAAAUGCAGCAACAUAUUCAAAAGAUUUAUACUUUAGUUUGGGUGGUGAUACUAUAUCUCGUAGCAAGAGUGAGCCAGUGUUAGAAUGUUCCAUUAGGGAAGACAGUGUUUCAGUUCACAGUGAACCUAUCCAGAAAGUUUUCAUCCCUCAAAAACUGAAAGGGAGUCAAAAGAAUAUCAGUGAUGUUUUUCUUAAACAGAAUUUAUUGGAAACCGAAAGUGAACUUAGUUUCAAUGAACUGAAGCGGAGAAAGUCAACAGACCCUCAAAGCCACAGAGAUCCAGUAGUUGUAUUUUGGGAAAGAAGUGACAGGCGAGGAAAUAUUGAUAGUGAUAUCAUUGUAAAAUUCUCCCUUCCUGGUGGGGAGGUAUUUACCCAAUCUUUUUCAAAAACUUCUACCAUUGCAGAAAUGAAGAAAGUUGUUGCUGAAAUGUUUAAAGUGCCUUCUAAUAUUUUGCAGUUGAUUCAUAAUGCUGAAAGUUUGCAAGAUUGUUUAUGCGUUAAUGACAUAGCAAUUGAACGUUAUGGAACUGUCACUUUUCAGCUCUCUUCUCUUGAUUCUGAUCGAUACCCAUUAGUUUUAAACAAUGUGUACCCUGAUAUCCCCACUAAUGAUGUCCUUACAGUUAUGAUUCGUAAAGGAGAGCAUGUAAAACAAGUUAUAGUUGAAAUAGAAAACCGCGCUAUAUCAAAACCUUUUUUAGGUGGAUAUCGUCACAAAUUAACAAAAUUAGAAUAUCACCAUGCUUUUACACAGACUGCUCCCAGGCAACCAAAGGAAAACAUUUCUAGUCGAAACACACAAACUCCAGGGAUGUGUAGAGUAGUUGAAACUAACAAAGCUAAAUCCACUCAGACGUCUCUUGUAAUAACAGAAUUAGAACAGAGCAUUGUCAUUAUUGGUGAUCCAGAAAGACGUAUGAAAAAAAUAGACCUUGAAAAUAAGGCUUUUGAAGACAAAGUAUUGUUAAUUCAGAGAAAUUUGCGAUCCUGGUUAGUUCGUAAGAUGAUGAUGAAAAUGAAGGAGGAGUAUAAGAGAUGUAUUCAGUGGGAAAAACAGCGACAAUUAAAAAUUGAGGAAGAAAAAGAAAAUCAAAAAAUAGAAAAGAAAAAAGCACAGACAAAGCCUGAAACGCGAGGGCACUUCGAGCUUUUGUAUCAUAACUUAGAAGAAUGGCGCAAAGUAGAAACAGAUCGAAUAAAUAAUUUAGGUAGCAUCGCUCUACGAAAAUCAGAAGCAUUCUCAAUGCUUGAAAUGGAAAUACAAUAUAUCAACUCAAUAGAAAAACAACGAAUUCAACUCAAAACAGUGAACCAGAGAAGAGAUCAAGAAAAGUUAUUGGAAAAAACAGCUUCUCCAAUCAAAUGGAGGGGAAACAACGGUCAAAUUCUUUCUUUGGACAGUUUAGGAACACAAAAAGCUUGCCGUUUUAGGAUGUUGUAUCAGAACCUUCUCAAAGUUGAUGUUACUGUAGAGGAAAGAAUCGGCUUUCUUGGUGAUAUCAAAAAAGCAGUUUCUGUUGAGGAGCAUAGUCUUGCGCCUGAACUUGUGUCUUUACUAGACCGUGAACAUCAUAUACUGCUGCGCGAGAUAAAGCAUGGUAAUAUUGAUACUUUAAGGGAUCGAAUUAAUUAUUUAUUCUUGGAAUACAUAAAGGAUCCUUCUGUAAACCCCGAAGCAAGGAAAUAUCUGCCAGAGAAUUCAUUUCAGAAGGUUCAAACAUAUAAAUGUUUAUCCUGUCAAAAUGUCUUGCCAUAUUAUAAAUUUUCAUUACAUAGUAAGGCCCACACAUUUAGAAAAUGCCACAACUGCAGUUGGCUUCGUGAAAUAGGUGGACCCAGAGUGGACAUCAACCCAAUUCGUCAUAUUUUAAAUGCAGUGAGAAGAGAGGAAUUGAAACAAAGUUUUUACACAUCUGUUGCUCUCAUAAUGCAAGAACAAGACUUUUACCAUCUUAUAAUUAACAUCUGGCUUGGCCACUCAGCAAUUGGUGGCUCAGGCAAUUUAGAGGAGCUUCGCUUGGGGCGUUGGGACUUUACUCAAAGUUGGUCACCGUGGAACUGCAUUUUGCUCACAGCAGCUGAACUGAAAGCCCACUUGAGAUUUCCAAAUCCUGAUCAAAUUUAUUCAUCAUCUUUUGUAAAGAAAAUCAAACAACGUCAUCAAAUGGGGCGGAUUUACUUUUCAGAGUUAGCAGCAUAUGCAGUCAGAAGGACCUCAGAUAGUACAAUAGUGAGCAAAUUAGUUCAAAAUUUCAAUGCUACAAAAGUUCUUUAUGAAAAAGGUCUUGCAAGGUUAGACGCAUGCCCAAAAUAAACUUGCUGUCAGUUUCUUC
Molecule: messenger RNA, 2590 nt
Organism: Thrips palmi
Lineage: Eukaryota; Metazoa; Arthropoda; Insecta; Thysanoptera; Thripidae
Product: IQ and ubiquitin-like domain-containing protein
Exons: 2
Coding region: 178-2571 (797 amino acids)
Biological process (GO): cilium assembly
Cellular component (GO): motile cilium; acrosomal vesicle
Molecular function (GO): protein binding
Source: RefSeq, a predicted model, not a curated record